Wyeomyia smithii (pitcher-plant mosquito) is the source of this 1126-nucleotide messenger RNA. RefSeq lists its product as uncharacterized. The coding region runs from base 117 to 986 and encodes 289 amino acids. NCBI's taxonomy places the organism in Eukaryota, Metazoa, Arthropoda, Insecta, Diptera, Culicidae. The transcript has a single exon. The record is from RefSeq and is a predicted model, not a curated record.
CUAUUAAUAUUCUGGGUACGUUAAUUAAAACCAUUACAGGAAAUUUAGAUAAUGAUGAUCUAGUUACCUUAAAUCAAAAGAUUAGUUACCUACAUUAUUCAAAUAAGGAUCUUAUUAUGAAUAACAAUGAACAAAUUAAAAUAAAUAAUCAGUUUCAAGACAGAAUUAACAAUUUAACAAAAGUAAUUUACAAUGAAAAAGAAGAAAUAGGUAAACUUACACAUCAGUUUAGGACAAAUAAAAACAUGAAGGUCUCCUGGGAACAGCUACAACAUUUCCAGCGGUUAAUCUUCAACUUAGACGUAAUUCAACGGCAGUUGGACGACAUCUCGGAUUCGAUCGUCAUGGCUAAAGUAGGGGUUUUAUCCAAGAGCAUCCUUCAAGCAACGGAAAUCAACUAUAUCAUUGACAAAUUGGAAAAUUCAGGAAUUUCCGUAAACAGUGACGAACAGGUUUACGAAUUUUUAGAACCAGCAGCUUUCUACAACGGUUCAUGUAUUGUGUUUCUCAUAAAAAUUCCAAAAUUCUUACAAGGAAUCUACCAGCAAAUUAUUGUGGAGAAUAUUCCCAUCAAUGAAGAAAUAAUACCGAUCGAUUUCACGCACGCAGUUUUAGGGACGAACGUAACAUUUGUCAUGAACGAUACUUGCGUGAACAUCGAACAAAAUAUCAUUUGCAAGUUACAGACAAUGAAGAAUGUCUCUAAUGAUAUGUGCAUACAUCGAUUAUUAAGAGGGAAUCCCAGUAGCUGUCCAUUUAAAAAAUACAAUGGAAUUCAUGAAGUUAAGUCCAUGGGAAACGGAAAAAUUCUGAUUCGAAAUGCACUUAAAGCUGUGCAAUUAAAAAACAGAUGUGGUUAUGGUCCUAAAAAUCUUACAGGAUCAUUUCUUAUCACUUUUAGAAACUGUUCUGUCGAAAUAGAGAAUCAAUCGUUUGAAAACACCCAAUUGGACUAUAGCAACAUUUUGGAAAUGCUACCAUUGUAAUCAACAUUAAUCAACAAAUCGAAGACUAUAGUAACAGACACACAAAUCUUACAACAAUUACAUACCAACAAUAGAAAGCGUAUUGAAGUUUUGGAAACAAAUAAUCAUCAUGUUUCAUACGGAGGAACUUUCACGGUAAU